AUGUCCAUCGAACUACUAUCAAAUGCCUACCAGGAUGAUCAAGUCAAGAGAGACCAAAUUUUGGAGGCCGUAGAUUCUUCACCGAUCAUAUGGGAAAAUGGCGGGGUCAAUAUUGUCCGAAUUUCCGUGAAUGCUGUUGUCAAGUAUGGAUAUGACGUGAAGCUUUGGGAAGCUAGGAAUAUGAUAUUCGUGGCCCAGAAUACCACAAUCCGGCUUCCGCAGGUUUUCGAUGCGUGGGUGGAAUAUGGCGACGGAAAUCUCGAUGAUGAGACUAGUAUGUGCUUCAUCGUUAUGAGUUACAUAGACGGCUUGUUACUUGUCGAAGUCUGGCCUAAGUUAUGUGAUGCUCGCCGGGAUGAUAUCCAACAGCAAUUACACCAUUUCCUACGCGAACUCCGCCAAACCGAGAGCGAACAUCCAGGGCCAGUUGGCGGCGGUGUGUGCCAAGGUACCUUCGUCACUGAGAAUGGUGCUGGGCCUUUCACCUCAAAGGAGGAAAUGGAGGCGUGGUUUGAUGAGAGACUUGCCGUCUGCCGUGAGUUUAGGGUUGCAGACCGAUCACAGUCAGAUUUUCGUGGGAGUUUCCCGCGCCUAGUCGUGUGUCACAUGGAUCUACAUGAACGCAAUAUUAUCCUCGACUGUCAUGGGAAGGCCUGGUUGAUCGACUGGACCUAUACAGGAAUGGAUCCGGCAUACUUUGAAACAGCCGCCAUAUCAAGGCAUGGUAGAGAGCAGUACUUGGCAGGUCUACUGGACCUACUGGGAUAG
Penicillium daleae is the source of this 768-nucleotide messenger RNA. RefSeq lists its product as uncharacterized. Bases 1 to 768 code for a protein of 255 amino acids. The record is from RefSeq and is a predicted model, not a curated record. The transcript is spliced from 2 exons. NCBI's taxonomy places the organism in Eukaryota, Fungi, Ascomycota, Eurotiomycetes, Eurotiales, Aspergillaceae.